Messenger RNA from Cynocephalus volans (Philippine flying lemur), 692 nucleotides. RefSeq lists its product as uncharacterized. The transcript is spliced from 5 exons. The record is from RefSeq and is a predicted model, not a curated record. NCBI's taxonomy places the organism in Eukaryota, Metazoa, Chordata, Mammalia, Dermoptera, Cynocephalidae. The coding region runs from base 1 to 675 and encodes 224 amino acids.
AUGGAAGUCCAGGCUCCCCACUCAGCCUUUGCUGACAAGGGUGCAGCGAGAGGGGAGCUCGUGAUUAACCGCGCCGAGGACGGCAGCAGGCGGCGGCGCUGCCCUUUCUCUGCGUGUCUCUGGGCGCGUCCCGCCCGCUCCCCGCGCCGCCCGCGCUUCUCUCGCCGCAGCUGCCGCUGGGCUGCCGCGGGCGCCGCUCAGCCGGGGCGCCCCUCGGCCCGGCCCGCCCGCGCCCCGCAGCGAGGGGGUCGCUCCCUAACGCCUCGGCCGCCGCCUGCUGCCCUGCCCGGGCCGCGCGCGGGGCGACGGCCACUCAGGUCCCCUGGUCCCCUAGAUCUCCAACCCGGGGCUUCCCGCCAGCGCCUGCGUGCCUGGAGGAGACCCAGGAAAAGAACAGGAGGCAAAAUAAAAAUGCUUCCCACCCACCAAUUCCCUUCCCUCGAGGAAAAAAAGAAAGAAAGAGAAGGCAACCCACAAAAGCACAAAGGCAAUGCCACCACGCUCCAGAUCUCCCUACUCCCAGACGGAUGGUCUCACACCACCUCCAGCUUCUUGGGGAGAUCAAAGGAAGAAAACUGGAAAAGGACUCAACUGCAACAUUUCAGGAAAAUUAAUGGAGGAGGAGGAGGAGGAAGACAAGAAAUAGAGAAACACAGCAUUCGUAUCCACAAAUAAAACUGAAUUGAAAUUGG